Molecule: messenger RNA, 960 nt
Organism: Hydatigera taeniaeformis
Lineage: Eukaryota; Metazoa; Platyhelminthes; Cestoda; Cyclophyllidea; Taeniidae
Source: the annotation of a GenBank genome assembly
AUGACGUGCUCCAUAUCGUCUCCCCUCCUCCUCCUCCUCCUCCUCUCCUCGAGUUUGGAGCGUAUUCAGGUGGCAAAACGUUCCCUCAUUUCCACAUUUCCAUGUGCUCUCUUCAUGCCACCUUCCGUCAAGACCUGCUUGGCUGUGUUUAGCACUUGCAAAACCACUGACGGGCAAGCUUUAGCCUCAGCUACCCGUGUGAAUACUGACACUGUCUACUUUCUUCUCACCAUUACAGCGAACGACGUGGUCGCCAACUGGUACCAGGAGGCAUCUCGAUUCAAGUACGGACGCGAGCCCGUCAGCAUACAGGGGAUUGCUCACAAGCUCGCAGUACCUCACGUGGCUGCCAAUAUUCGUAGUCUCUUCCUCCUUCUUCUUGGUGGUCCUCUCACCAGUCCACCAUUAUUUGUAUUUGGUGGUGGUGGUGGGCGGGAGGGAGGAACAUUGGCACAAGACGGCGGUGAUUCGCAGUGCUGUGCACGAUUAUGCGCUUGGAUGGAUGCAAUGUUUGUGCCACGCCUAAUUGCCCGCUUUUCCGACCUCACUAUGAGUGCGCCGCUGUCCUGUCUGUCUGGUCCGAACCCACUUUCACCCCGUCCUCCACGGGUCAUCAGUUGUGGUGUUGAUGAUGCUAGUGAAUGGGUAUUUCAGUGUGGUGGUGGUGGUGGUGGUGAUGGGGAUAAAAUCGAAGAAUGGCACAAGAUGGUGUGGGCCUCCUCUCGAAAUUUGGGUGUAGGACGCGCCAUCCGCGUUGCUCGAGACGAGGCGUCCACUUCGAGACAGACAACUCUCCUCUCCUCCAAAAUCGUCAUUGUCUGCUUCUACUUCCCUCCUGGCAAUGUCGCCUCCUACUUCACUGACAACGUGCAUCCUCCGCUGGCGGAGAAGGAGGCUUCCACUCGCCCUACCUCCAAACUCGCAUCCAAGUGCUCACCCUCGCCUCCCAAAACAACUUAG